AUGAGGUGCAUUUGGAUAUGUGCUAUGCAGGUAUGUGUACUCAGACAUAUGUGCAUAUGAAUGAACAAAUGUGGGUUGAUUCUAAGACAUGGCAGGACUGUAGAGAAAGCAAUCAUUGUGGGAGCAGGGAGAAGCCCCUCCUCCCUUCUUCCUCACCCUGGCCAGGGCCAGGAGGUGGGGGACAUGGUGGGUAUUGACCUUUGGCUAUGGGGGUGGGAGAACACUUCCUUUGUGUAAGAUUAACGGAAAAUGGAACCCAACUCAGUAGGCAUCAGCCCCCGGUCAGGCAGCACCACCCCUUCCCUGGGCAGGGGUGUGGGUGGAGAGGCCAUGGGUUCCCCAGCCACUCUGCUAGGCCAAGCCCAGCAAAUGGCUGCCUUGGCAACCCCUCAGGGAUGACGACACUGCCAUGCUCUGUGGCAGGCAUAAUGUCGCCACUGUGCCUGAGACCAACACCCACAUCAGGCUGUAAACAUGCACUCUCGUCUGCUGGGCCUGAGUUUCUGUGGAGUGGCAACCUCUGUGACCUGGGAGGCUCUGGACAGAGUCAGGAGAUUGCUGUGUGCACACCGCUUCCCAGCCUGUCAAGAAGGCUGGCUGCCUCGCAUCUCUUCUGCUGUGAUUGCUGCCACCUGGGUUACCAUGGAGAGAGGUGCCAUGGGCUGAGCCUCCCAGUGAAAAAUCGUUUAUAUACCUAUGAUCACACGACCAUCCUGGUUGUGGUGGUCGUGGUGCUGUCAUCCGUCUGUCUGCUGGUCAUCGUGGGGCUUCUCAUGUUUUGGUACCACAGGAGAGGAGGUUAUGACGUGGAAAAUGAAGAGAAAGUGAAAUUGGGUAUGACUACGUCCCACUGAGAGAAACCUGUGCUCAAGGUAAUGGUCCAUCCUUUGCCCAAUGGUACCAUCACCACCUUUCCUGGAUCUGUUUCUAGGCAUGCUGAAUUCUUCUCUUGACCUAGGAGUUAGGGGUUGGGCUUCUAUGGAGUCAGGGUCCCACUGCAGAAUUGUUUUCAAAAAGGUUCUCAGUGCUGCAUCUCCACUUAGGGUGGAAGUUGCUAGAGAGAUACCCAAGACCAGUGCCUGAGAAGACAGCUUCUCUCGUCCUUGUCUCUUCUCCUUCCCACCCCUUCCCAGAGAUCUUUCCACUUCUUUUUUUUUUUUUUUUUUGCGGUACGCAGACCUCUCACCGUUGCGGCCCCUCCCGUUGCAGAGCACAGGCUCCGGAAGCGCAGGCUCAGCGGCCAUGGCUCACGGGCCCAGCCGCUCCGCGGCAUGCGGGAUCCUCCCGGACCGGGGCACGAACCCGUGUCCCCUGCAUUGGCAGGCGGACUCUCAACCACUGCGCCACCAGGGAAGCCCUCUUUCCACUUCUUAAAGCUGGACCCAGGAGACUCUUAAGACCUCUUAAGCUGGAUCCAGCUUUAAAUGCCUUCUUCUUGUGCUUAGGAAUCAGCUGGGGACUGCUACCUCUGAGAAGAUACAAGUUGAUGACAGACUCUGCAGAGGGGAAGGACUUCACAACCAGCCAUGAAGAUUCCUUCAUCCCCAGUUGCCAUCUAAAUUGGGCCUCCCAUAACUGCUUUGCCAAAAUACCAGAGCCUUCAAGUGCCAAACAGGAUAUGUCCAUAUGUCAGAAGAAAGCAAAAGUGAGGGACCUUCGUGCCCUUCUGAUUCUCCUCCACCAAGCCCUACUUACCCCCAUAAGUUUGUUUAAACACUUAUCUUCUGGAUUAAAAUGCCAGUUAAAUUCCAUAUGCUCCAGGAUCUUUGCCUGAAAAAAAAGGAAGGAGAGGAAGAAAGAAAGAUUCGGGGACUGGAAGAAAGUAACAAAGAUUGAGAAGCCAUGUGCUCAACAAGCCACCAAGGGAUCUGCCAUUUGGACCCUUCAGUGCUGAAUUUGAUGAGUUAACUGUGAAAUACCAUAAACCUGAGAACUCUGAAUUUUGGGACUUCUACCCAGAUGGAAAAAUAACAACUAUUUUUGUUUGUUUGUUUGUAAAAUGCCUCUUAAAUUAUAUAUUUAUUUUAUUCUAUGUAUGUUAAUUUAUUUAGUUUUUAACAAUCUAACAAUAAUAUUUCAAGUGCCUAGACUGUUACUUUGGCAAUUUCCUGGCCCUCCACCCUGCAUCCCCCACCCUCUGGCUCAGCAUUAGUCUCCCCUGCUGCAAAUGUGAGAUGGCUCUGUGAUCCAUCUGUAGUAAUCUAUUGUCUGUCCACAUUUCGGAAGAUCUUCCAUGAUCUGAGUGCCACAGGGGGAGUUCUGUAUGGUCAGGCUGUAGGAAUUAACUUUGUCAGAUCCACUCUAUGAGUUGGACGACAGUCUUGCCUAGGCGAUUGUGUCUACCGUUUGUGUUUUGAAAGCCCAAGGUGCUGAUGUCAAGAUGUAACAGAUAUCGGUAUUCCCCUGUGUCCUCUCCCUGCCCAGUCUCAGAAGAAGUUGGGCUUCCAUGCCUGAAGCUUUCCUGGCCCCUCACCCUCCACGGGUCCAGGUCCACAGAGUGGGAACUCACUGUCCCUUGUGUCAAGACAUUUCUCUUAUCCUGCCAUUCUUCUGGUGCUACUCCAUGCAGGGGUCAAUGCAGCAGAGGAUAAUCUAGAAAAGCUAUUAGCAAAGAAAAAGGCUGAGGAGGAACAGGAAACAUUGGAGCUGACUGUUCUUAGUAAUUGAUAACCUACCAAUUGCUACAGAGAAGGUUGGAGGUGAGGAGGGCUUUUGUGUAAACCCACCCACCUCACCAAAACUACAAAGGUAUGCUGUCGUGGUCCCUUCUGGAAGUUUCUGGUGCCAUUACUGAACUGUUACAAACCUGAAUUUCCAAACUUGGUUUAUAUUUAUACUUUGCAAUUCAAAUAAAGAUAACCCUUACUCCAUA
This is a messenger RNA of Delphinapterus leucas (beluga whale), 2872 nucleotides long. Lineage: Eukaryota; Metazoa; Chordata; Mammalia; Artiodactyla; Monodontidae. The record is from RefSeq and is a predicted model, not a curated record.